UUCAGUAUACUCUACCAUGAACUCAGCACUCCCAGGAGUAGAACUCUGGGAGACCCUAGCUGCAGAGAUUCAAACGUUAGCUGACACCAAUCUUCAAAUAAUUGCAAAAUCUCAACUUCAGAUUAAAAAGAGAAAAAAGAGAGCAGAUUGUCCCGGGGGAACAGGAAAGUAUGGGUUUAAUUCCUACAAUUUGCUGACAUCAAUGCUACUGGGGUUCAACACUGUAUCCAACCUUUACGCAAAUCUGAACAACAACAAUCAGAAUAACAACAACAACAACAACGACAACGAUUUCGGAUCUGUGCAGGCGAAUGCAAACGAUGUUUCUGUGUCAAACAAUUACAUGUCAUUGGUGAUUACUAUUGUUCCUCCGAUAGGACCUCCCAUCCCUGUGAUAGUUGGACGGGCAUUACAGUCUGGUUCAGUAUUCCUGGAUAAACGAUUCAAAAGACCUGGAGUAUUCCUGGAGGAUCAAACAAAAAAGGGAAUUACAAAAAAAAACUAUAUUUUUCUUCUAUUGAGAGAAAAGAUCAAAUCAUACUUAUUUUCAAUUAUUUAA
Messenger RNA from Eurytemora carolleeae, 559 nucleotides. Its product is annotated as hybrid signal transduction histidine kinase E. NCBI's taxonomy places the organism in Eukaryota, Metazoa, Arthropoda, Copepoda, Calanoida, Temoridae. Bases 17 to 559 code for a protein of 180 amino acids. The record is from RefSeq and is a predicted model, not a curated record. The transcript has 7 exons.